Molecule: messenger RNA, 3291 nt
Organism: Mercurialis annua (annual mercury)
Lineage: Eukaryota; Viridiplantae; Streptophyta; Magnoliopsida; Malpighiales; Euphorbiaceae
Product: E4 SUMO-protein ligase PIAL2-like
Exons: 16
Coding region: 10-3099 (1029 amino acids)
Biological process (GO): protein sumoylation
Molecular function (GO): zinc ion binding; SUMO ligase activity
Source: RefSeq, a predicted model, not a curated record
GUUAAAAAAAUGGAAGGAAGAACAACAAGUGGAAUCGAAGCUUCAGUUUUGUUAGCGGAAGUGAUUGAUUUACUUGCAACAGAAAUACGAAGUUCUGAUCAGCAACCCGCAAACCCUACUUUCUUGACAUCUCUGUGUCGUUGUCUAGCCAGAGUUAUUGAUUAUGCAGUUGCAUGCGACGAGGUACCGUCAAGAGUUCAACAACUGCCGCUGUUGCUCAAACAGGUUUGUCAAUAUAGUAAUGAUGAUAUUGAUGCCUCCGUUCAAGCUGCUGUCAUGGUGCUUAUGAUUUCUGUCAAGAACGCUUGCAAGAAUGGAUGGUUUCCAGUUGAGGAUACGGUUAACCUUCUUAUAUUGGCCGAGCAGGCUGCAAAUCUUUUCAGCAAUGUCGACGAUGUGAAUGCUGUACCAACCGAUGAGUUUCCUGUUAUAACAAAAAUCGUAAAUAGGUUCUAUCCAAAAAUAAAAUUGGGCAACAUGCUUGCGUUUCUUAAAGUCAAGCCUGGAUUUAGAGCUUUUACGGCCGACUUCAACAUCUCAAAUAAGACAACUCCUGUGCAAGAAGAAAUUGGUCUUUUUGUUGCUAAACUAAAUGAUGUAAACACAUCCUCUUGUAUUGUGACUCCACCUCAAGCAAAUUUUUUGUUAAAUGGGAAGGGAGUAGAGGGCAGGACUAAUUGUUCCAUGGACUGCGAACCACAACUUCCAACAAAUGUUACCGCAAUGCUUGAGCAGGGAAUGAAUCUUUUACAAGCUGUUGGUCAGUUUGAUGACGACUACAUCGUUGCUAUAGCCUACAUGCAUGAGCUGUCAGCUUUUGAUUCUAUAAUGAUACCAGAUUAUAUAAAGCCGGUUACUUCAUCUGAUUCCUGUUCUGAUGUUAUUCUUGAGCCAACACAGGUUUCUCUAAACUGCCCUAUAAGCAAGACGCGUAUAAGAACUCCUGUCAAAGGACAUUGCUGUAAUCAUUAUCAGUGUUUUGAUUUCGAGAGUUUCAUGAUGUCAAACUCAAAGCGGCCUUCAUGGCGUUGCCCUGUUUGUAACCAGUCUGUCUGCUACCCUGACAUACGCAUUGAUCAGGACACAGCCAAGAUCUUGAAAGAAGUGGGAGAUAAUGCUCUUUAUGUGGUAAUCUCGGCAAAUGGCUCUUGGAAGGUUAUCUUAGAGAGUAAUGACGAUGCAGAUCCACCAUAUAAGAGAAUGAAGGGUUGUCAAAGAGAGAGGCCUGAACAGCAUGACUCUGGUGGAAAAAUGUCUCGCCCUGCCAAUGUCAUUGAUCUUACAGCAGAAGAGGCUGAUUCUGCUCAAGGUAUAAGUAUCUCGGACAGUGAAGCCAGGAGACACCAAGAUAAUCCUCGCAAUUCUCUUCUCGCUGAAAAUCUUGCACCAUCCGAUGCAGAUAUUAUAGGUGAUGAUAAUAAUAAGAAGUUCCUCCGGAAUGUUGCUGUCCAAACAGAAGAAGAUAUGCAUUUUACUGCAGGUUGUACUUUGGCAACCCCUGAUACAAGUAUGGCUGACUGUACCUCUGCUGCUAAUACUGAACACGAGGAAAACACAAGUAGAGUUUCAAGCACAACUGGGUCCCAGUAUCCAAUACUAGAAAUAUCAAGUGGUGUAAAUUUUUUGGUGUCAAAUGGAGACUUUUCCCACAGCUUGCCUUUUGCGGCACUUGAUGGUAGAAUUGCUGGCAAUGCUAGCACAGAAAAUAGUCAACAGCUUGGUAGAGUGUCUAUGAAUGUUUUACCAGUUGCAGAUAUAGCAUCACCCUCCGCACAAAAUCAUUUAUCGACACAAGUAAGCAAUAAUAAGAAUGUACUCCAGAAUGUCGCUGUCCAAACAGGAAAAAAUACGUCUUCUACUGCAUCUGGUUGUACUUCUGCAGUCCCUGCUACAAGUAUGGCUGACUGUACCGCUACUGCAAAUACUGAACACGGGGGAAAUGAGGGUAGAGUUUCAAGCACAACUCAGUCCCAAAAUCCAAUGCUAUCUGAAAUUUCAAGCGGUUUAAAUUUGAGGGUGCCAAAUCGAGACUCUUCCCACAGCAUGCCUUUUGCGUCACCUGAUGGUAGAAUUGCUGGCAAUGCGAGUACAGAAAGUAGUCAACAGCUUGGUAGAGUGUCUAUGAAUGUUAUGCCAGUCGCAGAUACGGCAUCGCCUUCCACACAAAAUCGUUUAUUGACACAAGACCAAGGAGGUCAACAGAUUCAUACUCCUGUGGUGCCCUUGAGGCGCCCUCGAUCUAAAAACAUGUUCAACACCCCAUGGAGUGCCACUUUUUCUGGCAUGUUGGCUGCCCAAGCUGCAAUUCAGUCUCAGAACACGUUCCAGGCUCCUCAGAACUCCAACCGUUCUGGAAUGAGGACUAACCAAGCUGCAAUAACGCCUCAAGACUUGGUCCAACCACAACAAUACUCCAGCCUUUUCAGAAUGAGGACUGCUCAAGCUGCAUUCCCAUCUCAAAACUUGAUCGAAGAACCCAAUCUUUCUGGCAUGAAGGUGACUCAAGCUCCAGCACCAUCUCAAGACUUGAUCCAAGCUCAACAACACCAGUUUGCUAGCAUGAGAACUUCACAAGCUGCUCCCCAACCUCAAAACAUGACCGAAGCUCCAGUGUACCCCAGCAACACUAGAGCGGCACCACAUAUUCAACACACGGUAAAUCCAUCUACUGACGCACAAGUGAUUCAUCAGCUCCAGCUAAGUGGCAGUGCCAAUCAAGUCUCAGGUGCUGCAACUGACGAUCAACUUCCACAAAAGACAACGCCACAGUCAACACCCCAUGUACCAAAAACGGCAUUGUUUGCACCAGUUUAUCUUGGACCAUCUGGAACAAGUUCCCCAUUGACUCAAGGCAUUGUUACUCAGCCUCACAUGACAACCGGCAAGCGGAGGGAUGCAGUUGGGAUUCCCCAGCCAACAGACUCGGUGGUUGAAACUUCUGGUAAAUCGGCAUCCACCGAUAAAUGGCGGCCCACUGGAAAAAUGAGGGGAAGUCUAACAGGACAGGCUUAUGCUGCAUAUAAGCAAUUUGUGACUCGACCUAUUCAACCUUCUCAGGCAGCUACAAAUCCAUCCAAGCACCCGACAAUUCCUCAGUGAGGUGGGGUAAGUUGUAUAGUACACUUUUGCAUAAAGCUCCUUAAUGCAAUGGAAACGACUUUUUUGAAAGGAAAAAAAAACAAAAGCUUUUGAGCAACUUGUAUAUAGUUCUGCAAGAAAUUAAAUUUCUUCGUGGUGCAAAUGUCAAAAUUUUCAGCUGGUAUGGUAUGUUGUGGGAUUUUAUUGAUUUCA